GAAUAGCGCGCGGCGGAGGAGCAGCCUCACGGUGCCGUUCAGCUCUUUCUCUCUCCGGACCGUCUGGCCAAUGUUUGUUUAUUUAUGUCGGAUUCGUGAGGUCCGGAAUAAGGCUGGCAGGGCGGGAUUUGCGGCGGCAUGUCGGCGUUAAAGGAGAACCAGUGUUACGGGCUGUCCAGCGGCAAACUGAGCCGCGGCGGUAACAUCUCCGUUUUUCACGUAAAACUCACUGACAGCGCGGCAACAGCCAUUAAUACCUUCCAAAACGGCAAGGGCUGGUCGGCCCAACCCACCAUCUGUUUUAGUGGAAAUGAAGGGAGAAUCACCAUCCCUUGUUCGGAAAAUAGAGAUGAAGUCAGGAAUUUCACCUUUGGUGUGACUAAUGUUGCCCGUGAUAAUCCCCACGGAAGCUUUGACUGCAUCAAACAGCUCACCACCAGUGCCGCCGAGGAGCUGUCAUGUCUCGGGGUGAUUCAGAAGAAGAUGACAGUCAAAGCCACAGAUGAGUCGUACGAUAAAGCUCGUCAGAGCAUGGCCCAAGCCGAGGAGGAGACGCGCAGCCGAGGGGCCAUUGUCAUCAAACACGGAAGCCGCUACCAGGGCAAGAAGGUAACAGUGCGAGCCCCAGCCCCUGCUCUGGCCAGACUCACCAAGCCAAAACACUCGUCUCUUCUCAGCAACAUUAAGAAGGGAGUCGGUGCGUCCAAGCCGAAGAAAGAUGCCUGUGCAUCAAACAGGAGAAGCAGUUGUGAUUUGCAAGAGAAGCCCCUCAGGGAGAGAGUAAUGCACCUGCUGGCUCUAAGGCCAUACAGGAGGCCCGAGUUGAUCCUGAGGCUGCAGAAAGAUGGGCUGACAGCAGGAGACAAAAACAUGCUGGACUCUGUACUAAUGGAGGUCGCUCAGCUUAAUAGUAGAGACAGCACAUAUGUUCUGAAGGACAGUCUGUAUAAGGAGCUGCAGAAGGACUGGCCCGGCUACACCUCUGGAGACCAGCAGCUCCUCAAGCGCAUCCUUGUCAGGCGACUGUUUCAACCGCAACAGAACCUCCUCGCUGUCCCUGAGGCCCAGGUCAGCCCACUGCGAGACACGCCCAACUCUUCACCAGCACACCGUCCAAAGCAUUCCCUGCCAGAGGAAUACACUGACCCUUUGGCCUCCAAGAAGCCUAGGAUAUCCCAUUUUUCCAGCAAAGCAGCCAGUGACAAGUCAAAAACGAAGCCUUCUAAACAAGCUCACGAGGACGUCACAGCAGAUGACAAGCAAGGAGUAUCGCUUGAUCCUCAGAGACUUAUUGACUCCUUGUCAGCAGUCUGUCAGCAGGAAGAAAAGGUGGCUAAAAGGUUAGAACCACCUCACGCUCCCCCGAAAGAACCCGAAAUUCCACAAGAUCACCCUCAGGAUAACUCAGAUCUCCCCCCGUCCCUUCUAACGGUGCCAGAUCUUACCAAACAUGCAAUAAAAAAGAAGAAGAGCAAACACAAACACAGAGACCAUGAGAAGGAUAAGAAGAGAGACAGGAUGGAGAAAAGAAAAAGACCCAGCUCAGAGCAUCCAAACAACAAAGCCUCUCUGGACUGCACAGAGCCGGCUGACAUUUUUUUUGACUCUAAUGCACUUGGAGUGGACAGUGACACACCAGACUAUUUAUUGAAGUACACAGUGAUUUGUAGCCACGAGCAGAGACAAAGUUACAAACAGGACUUUAACAAGGAGUACAAUGAGUAUCGAGAUUUACACGCUCGCAUUGACAGCGUGACGCAGCAGUUCAUGGAUUUGGACACACAACUCAAGCAACUCCACCAUGAAUCACAUAAAUAUAAGACGGUUAGAAAUCAAAUUCUUCAAGAGUAUCGGAAAAUUAAAAAGUCCAACCCAAACUACAAUCAGGACAAGGCUCGCUGUGAAUACUUGCACAACAAACUGGCACACAUCAAGAAGCUCAUAUCAGAGUAUGACCAGCAGCAGCUCCGUGUGGAGCAUGCCGCUAUGAACUGAAGAGCCUAACUCGGAAUGACGAGUGAACUUCACGAGUACGAAAGAAGAUCCCCAGCCAAAGGGGAUUCAUGCUGCUGAGCUCAGUGCCAUCAUGCUUAGAUCUGUGGUCUUAAUGGCUAAAUAUAGUAUCAUUAGAUCUACUGCGAUUGUUGGCGGGGUUUUUGUGAGGAGCUGGAGUGAUCGGACGGCAAGAUGAGGGAUUUUCUUUGAAAGUGGUCAAAGUGAUGCUACUGCAGCAACACGGGAGUAACAGUAGUUUUGCUCUAAAAGCUAGAACUAGGGUCUUACUCCUCAAAAUGCAAACACACGAGGAAAUGAGGUGAAAAGCCUUAAAAGCAUUUGGAGAUUCUCAUCCCUAUUACACCUUUUAGUCGUUGAUUUGGGUUUUUUGUGUGAAUUUAAUCAAUUUAAGUAUUUACUAACAUGUUCUGUCAAACACAUCAGUGUUGAGGUUUAAACUAUAAACAUGAAAAAAUAAUAAACUACACGCUGUACCCACCCAGACAGCUCAUACAAAUGGCAGGUGAAGGUUAAUGUCUGAUGGCAGCUGGGACGCAGAUGUGUCUUGAGAAGAAUCUGUCCUGUUCUUCGGGUUUGGUGAGAUUGCCAGUUGGCUGUGACUGCUGAGUUUUGCCUUGCGCUCCAACUGGACUCGAUUCAUAGUAUUCCACUGGUACUGUGCUUCAGGUGAUUUUCCUGGAUCACUGAAGACUGUUAUGUUGAAUGUCAUGUGAACUUUAAGUUGUAAUCAGGGAAUGUGUGUUCCGCACGAGCUUCAGUAAAAGUGUAAAUUUAAAAUAGGUUUUAAUUGUCUGGAAGGAAGUUAUUAUACUGUUUCAGGGAAGGAAUCGAAAUAUGAAAAGACGUAAUUGCAUGCUGUGUACUUUACAGAAUGCAUGAUGCAUUACCUAUGAUUUUGUCUGAGAUUCAAAUAAAUCUGUUUGUACUCA
Molecule: messenger RNA, 2945 nt
Organism: Neolamprologus brichardi
Lineage: Eukaryota; Metazoa; Chordata; Actinopteri; Cichliformes; Cichlidae
Product: RNA polymerase II elongation factor ELL-like
Biological process (GO): snRNA transcription by RNA polymerase II; transcription elongation by RNA polymerase II; positive regulation of transcription elongation by RNA polymerase II
Cellular component (GO): transcription elongation factor complex
Molecular function (GO): cis-regulatory region sequence-specific DNA binding
Source: RefSeq, a predicted model, not a curated record